Messenger RNA from Auxenochlorella protothecoides, 903 nucleotides. RefSeq lists its product as uncharacterized. The transcript is spliced from 3 exons. Gene Ontology annotation, biological process: succinate transmembrane transport; acetate transmembrane transport. The record is from RefSeq and is a predicted model, not a curated record. Lineage: Eukaryota; Viridiplantae; Chlorophyta; Trebouxiophyceae; Chlorellales; Chlorellaceae. Gene Ontology annotation, molecular function: acetate:proton symporter activity. The coding region runs from base 1 to 903 and encodes 300 amino acids. Gene Ontology annotation, cellular component: plasma membrane.
AUGGCGCUACCCAUGCCGUACUACGGCUCCACCAUGCCCUUUGAUGCCGACACGGAGUACAAGGUCGUCCAGCGCGAGCAGGUGGCCAACCCCGCACCCCUGGGCCUCUUUGCCUUUGGCCUGACCACGGCCCUGCUCCAGGGCGCCAACACGGCCAUCACCGACCCCGAGACCACCGAGUUCUGGGUGUUUGCCUAUGCCUUUGCCUACGGCGGGCUGGCCCAGCUGCUGGCGGGGAUGUGGGAGUACAAGCGCCAGAACACCUUUGGCGCCACUGCCUUCUCCUCCUUUGGCGCCUUCUGGAUCGGUUUCGCCAUCCAUGGCACCCUGGUGGCCAACGGCUUGUACGUGGCCUCGGCCGGCGCCGCCCAGAUCACGCUGUCCCUCUGGGGCAUCUUCACCUUCAUCCUCAUGGUGGCCACCCUGGAGCUCAACUUUGCGCUCUUCUCCCUCUUCAUCACCCUGUCCACCCUCUUCUUCCUCCUGGUUGCGGGGCUGACCACGCCCAACCCCUGGACCAAGAUUGCAGGGUGGUGGGGCCUGAUGGUGGCCGCCAUCGCCUGGUACAUCGCCGCCGCGGACGUGAUCAACGAGCAGUACAAGCGCACCGUCCUGCCCGUGGGCCGCUGGAGCGUGGGCACCCCCCUGGCCAAGGGCCUCAAGGCGGCGCUGAGCAAGGUUCCCCUCCUGGGCAAGGCCUGCGUGGCGGGGAUGGACCGUGAGGACGCGCUGUCCGGCUACACCAAGAAGGCAGAGGACCUGGAGCGGCCGGGCACGCCCCACGACUAUCGCGCCACGCGCCUGCACAACAACCACUCACUCUACCAGGGCGCAUGGGACGGCGAGGCCGUGCGCUACGAGCAGGAGGCCAGGGGCCUGGGCUCCGCGGUCGGGCCUUACUGA